This is a messenger RNA of Seminavis robusta, 2275 nucleotides long. Lineage: Eukaryota; Bacillariophyta; Bacillariophyceae; Naviculales; Naviculaceae. The record is from the annotation of a GenBank genome assembly.
UCUUGAGACGUGUAUCUGGUACCAUGACGUGUGCCUCAUUUGUUUUAUUCACGAUCUUUCUCCCUGGCUUCUUUUGCAAAGAUGAUGAGCCGGAGCGGAACAUCCAUUGCAGAGCGUCAAGUCAAGAGCUUGCAUAGUAGAAUAGCAUCAGACUCCAUUCAUUGAUUAGCGCAACGAAGUUAAGCAGAGGACAGGAACCAUGGAUGGUAUCGACGCUUCCCUACUAGUGGAUCAGGCUCCAAUCAUGCCUGCCGCCAACGAAGAUACCCUUUCGGAAAAAUCGGAAGCGGAAAGAUCGGGAGCUUCUGGUUCUGUGAAGAACCCAGCGACCACGAUGAUGAUGGAUGAGGAGAUGGGUGCUUCAAUGGACUCAGAAGAUGGGCUGAACUUGAUAGAAAAAGAGAGCAAAAGUGAAACAAUGAUGGAUCCAGUGGUUGCAGAGCCAGCAAAGAGCAUUGAGAAUGAGAAUGACCAGCAGGAUGCUUCUCUAACUGCAACAAGCACACAUGCGUCCGCAGAGGAUGCACUGGAGCAACCCAUCAAGGACAAUGAUGCAACAGAGGAACCAGGAAACAUACCGUUAGCAAUGGAUGCAGAGGAGAAACCAACAUCUACCGGAUCGCCUGAUGAUGAGAACAGCGUAGUGCAGAACGUGGAAAGUAGUGAGGAAACUGUCGUGGAUUCAGUUGGUUCACCAGCAGACGACGAUGGUGAUGGAAGAGACGAGCCUGGCGAUGAAGAGCUCGCCCUCCCAGGGGACAAACAUUCAGCCAGCAACAGCCUUGGAUCUUCCACCAUCGAAUCAGAAGGCCAACAGAACGAUGACAAUGUGAUUCCAGAGGUGGGAAAGCCCACUCUGAUGCCCCUCGACUCCUUUGUGAGUGAGGAUACUCGUCCCGCUGAAAAUAGUCAUGACAACCAAGACUCUUCUUCCGUUGUGCGGGAUGACGUUGUUGCUGAUGAUGAAGAAUCUGCGCUUCCAGAGGCACAUCCAGAAGCACUCUACAAUCUGGCACAAUCUCUGGGAUCCAUGCUGGACGGUGGUGAUGACAAGGUUAAUAGCAACAAGAAGAAACGCCAACUGGAAGAGACGGCACCUCUGGUCAAAGACAAACAGAAGAAGGUCGAAUGGCCCGACAUCACCAAGACUGAUGUGACAGCACUUAUCAUUGCAGUAGCGUUUGCAGUAGUGCUGGGGAUAGUCUACCUGCGUGCCGACAACAACGUUGCGCCAAAGCAUGUUCCAAACAACAGAGGAGAACACUUUGUCAGAUCGACGACAGCUCCAAUGCCAACUCCAGCUACAACUGAAGGCAGCCUGGACAAUGCCGACGGAACAGAGAUAAUCAUCCUUCACGCAUCAACCAGCACAUCAAACUACAGCUACACGACAAGCGAAAAGAACAGCAGUGCCAGUGGCAACUUUAGUGAAGAUGGAUCGGGAAAGUCUUGGUUUGUCAUCGGAGGCGACAACAAAGCACACAACGAGAGUACCGUUUACAUCUCGACGGACACUGACGCAAUAGAGGAGCACCAACCCACAUCAUGGGAUCAGUUUCUCCCUUUUACAUUUCAUGGCGAGAUUGCCACGGAUAUUUCACAUCUCUCUUCCCUCAAACGCCUCAAUUUGAGCUCGGACAAUCUUGCGGGGCCCAUUCCCAGCGAAAUUGGACUCCUUUCCAGCCUCGAGCAACUCGAUUUGAGCCACAAUUUCUUGUCAGGCCAAAUUCCCUCGCAUCUAGGAUUGCUAAGUGACCUGCAAGUGCUUGUCUUGGGACACAAUUUCCUCCAGGGGUCUAUUCCCAGUGAGCUUGGCUUGCUGACCAACCUGCGCGUUUUGAUUCUGUCUCACAAUGAACUGGGAACGGGAAUCGACACCAACAGCACAAGCAGCAUUCCCACGGAAUUGGCCCAAUUGACCUUAUUAGAACAGUUCUACUUGGAAGGGGAAAGAAAUCAAAUAUCUGGAAUGCUCCCCUCCGGUAUGUGCGAGUUGCCGCGGUUGGCAUGGAACGGAACUACGCCUGGGCUUUGGUUGAACUGUGAUCACAUCCCUUGUCCAUUGCCAGCAGAGUCCUGUCCCUGCACGUGCGAAGCACCCGGAGGAUUUGCGAGCCGUUAGCUGUAGGUAGGAUGCAUUUGCCCAAGCAAUGCAUGCAGUUUUGGAAACUGCUUGCAUUGCCUGAUGCCCGAAAGGCAGCACAAUGAACGUGCCAAGCCAACUGUACACCACGAUUCUUGACUCUAUAAUAUUGUAAAAAGAUGCCUUCAACGU